AUGUCAUCGCAGGCUUCGUCUAACGACGAAACUAAAGGACCACCUCACCAUAACAGCACCAAGGCCACCUUACCGUCUGACCGUUAUUCUCUGUCCUGUCAGAGUCCGGGAACUCGUUUUCUUCCAGUCUCACCCCCGCCGAUCUCCCAUUGUUCCAUCGGGCCCUUUCCCGCUGUUUCGUCUAACACCAGUCUUCCUUCAUACCUUCCUCAUAUCUCUUCAAACUCAUUUCCUCGCGGCGUGGCUUCUCUGCACUCUUGUGCCUCUUCCGAGUCACCCGUCCCUCGUCGUCUGUCAUCGCCGCACAGCCACUUGGCGGCGUCACACUCCGAACAAGCAAUCGUGACAGGCGGUCCUUUAGGGAGGAGAAAGGAAGUUUCAAGCACAGAGGAACAAAGAAGUAUCUCAAAAGAAAACCCAGUCACAGAAAAGGAGAAGAAAAUGGAUCAGGUCCACAGAGAAGCCGAGCGGCAAGUAGUGGAGGCGAAAGACGGGGAGACACAAGGCAGGCAACGCGCCCACGAGGGGUUGGUGCAGUCGCAAGAUGAGACAGACUAUGAGGUUGUCGCUCUUGACCUGGAGUGUUACACCUCUAUGGCUGUUAAGUGCCUUCUCUCCAUGUGCAGCGUUGUACGACAGGCCUUUCCUGAAGUCGAGAGAAUUGCAGUCUCCCACAGAAAGGGACGCGUACCUGUAGGAGAGCCUGCUUGUUCCCUGAUGGUCGAGCUGGUGAAGCAUCACUUGCCACUUUGGAAGGAGGAGAUACUUAUGAAACGGAAAGGACACCAGCAGCAGGACAGAGAAAACGACAUCUCGAGCGAGCGCAGGAGAAAUUACACAGACGCACGAACGCUCGCCACACCCCUAUUUGACCAGACUUCGGGAACGAGCGAGACAGCUACAGAGAGGUGGAGAGUUCCUGGUACAUUUCUCCUGCCUCUUCCUUGUGUUUGCUCUUCUCUACCGACGGAAGAGUACGAACGCGACAGCGAAGGCAUUUCUUAA
Neospora caninum is the source of this 1005-nucleotide messenger RNA. RefSeq lists its product as uncharacterized. The record is from RefSeq and is a predicted model, not a curated record. The coding region runs from base 1 to 1005 and encodes 334 amino acids. Gene Ontology annotation, cellular component: cytosol. Gene Ontology annotation, biological process: Mo-molybdopterin cofactor biosynthetic process. Lineage: Eukaryota; Apicomplexa; Conoidasida; Eucoccidiorida; Sarcocystidae. The transcript is spliced from 2 exons.